Messenger RNA from Castor canadensis (American beaver), 821 nucleotides. Lineage: Eukaryota; Metazoa; Chordata; Mammalia; Rodentia; Castoridae. The record is from RefSeq and is a predicted model, not a curated record.
AUUUCCAAGUGGAAAUGUUCCCGUAGCUUUCUGAGAAGCAAAGUAUGACAAUUUUGAGUUAAACAUGAAUCAUUGAAGAGCGUCAUUGAAAAUGUUGUUUCUAGAACCGCAGUGUUAGGCUGGCCAUCCACUCCACAGUGAGCAGACACCUCUUGGCCUUCUGUUCCUUCUGUUCCCUCAAGGGUCAUUCAUUCAAAAGCACGGAGAAUGCUGGGAAAUGACCUACAGACAAGUGUCUGCUUGUGAAGUGUGAUCCGCACUGCCACUGAACAGUGUGCCGCAAGAGUUGACAUUGGAAAUGACCUUGUUGAGGGACAGCAAGGAACAGUCACUCUGUUGGAAAAGGAACGAGGGACUGGCUCUUGGGUGAUCGAUAUGCCGGAACACAACCCUGGCAAUUUGGGAGGAACGAUGAGGCUGGGACUGAGAAGAACUGUUUUCAAAACUGAAAAUUCAAUAUUGAGGAAGCUUUAUGGUGAUGUUCCUUUUAUAGAAGAAAGACACAGACACCGGUAUGAGGUGAAUCCUAACCUCAUCAGCCACUUUGAGCAGAAAGACCUAAGUUUUGUAGGUCAGGAUGUUGAUGGAAAGAGGAUGGAAAUCAUUGAACUGGCAAAUCAUCCCUACUUUGUUGGUGUCCAAUUCCACCCUGAGUUUUCUUCAAGGCCGAUGAAGCCUUCCCCACCAUACUUGGGACUCUUACUUGCAGCAACUGGAAACCUGAGUGCCUACCUGCAACAGAUGUGCAAACCGUCUUCCAGGUAACCAGCUUUACUGCACCUAGCAGUGACCCGGAUGCAUAGAUACUAACAUCUUAGGUG